UUCAGGAUGAUGUCCCAAUAGCCAACGGUCAAAGACUUGGGACUCGAAGAGUCUCUCUCUCCUCCCCUGCGUCCGAUGGCUGCUCAGAGGCUUUCCAUUCUUCUUUCCCAUCUCACGCAGACCAAUCCGAUCUGUUCCUUCUCAGACCAACCUCCAGUUUCUCUCGAAUUUCGACAUCUUUCUGGCGAUUCCAAACUUGGGUCUCGUGAACUGAAGGAUGAGCUUCCACCCACUUUAUAUGGUGAUGAUGGGAACUCGGAAUGUCGGACAUCAAGGAAGGAUGAUGUUGAAAAUAGUUGCGUUUUCUGUAGGAUUGUUAGAGGCGAAUCUCCUGCUUUUAAGCUUUAUGAAGAUGAUGUAAGUUUAUGCAUUUUAGACACAAGCCCUUUAUGCAGUGGGCAUUCUCUCAUUAUCCCAAAAGCCCACUUUCCAUCUUUAGAAGCAACUCCUCCUUCAGUAGUUGCAGCUAUGUGUUCACUGGUUCCUGCCCUCAGCAGUGCACUUAUGAAAGCUACUCACUGUGAUUCCUUCAACUUGGUGGCUAACAGUGGAGCUGCUGCUGGACAAGUUAUAUUUCAUACUCACCUUCAUGUAAUUCCUCGCAAACCUCGUGAUCAUUUGUGGACAUCUGAGAGUUUUAUGAGGCGAAGGUUAAGCUUGAACAAGGGUACCGCUCUUCUUGCAAAUGAUAUUCGUACGGCGCUCUCACAAUCACAAAAUACGUGUAGUGAAGAGUCCAAGCCGAGCUCUCCAACCAAGUGAUGCUUACAUGUCUGUGGCAAGUGGCAAGCCCUUGAAAAUAUAGCAUUUCAUGUUCGAUUAAGUGUUUAUGUAAAGAACUUGUGUACCACUGGUUUUGUGCAUUUCAUGCUCGUGUAGGGGCAUGCACAUAAUAAUGUAUAAAGUACUUUGUUUUUCUAAAAGUACAAGCUGGCUACCUCUCUAGAGAAUACUUA
Nymphaea colorata (pocket water lily) is the source of this 956-nucleotide messenger RNA. Its product is annotated as adenylylsulfatase HINT3. Gene Ontology annotation, molecular function: adenylylsulfatase activity. The transcript is spliced from 7 exons. Lineage: Eukaryota; Viridiplantae; Streptophyta; Magnoliopsida; Nymphaeales; Nymphaeaceae. The coding region runs from base 76 to 762 and encodes 228 amino acids. The record is from RefSeq and is a predicted model, not a curated record. Gene Ontology annotation, biological process: sulfur compound metabolic process; purine ribonucleotide metabolic process.